AUGACUGAAGAUCGGCUAUCAAAUUUGGCCAUAUUGAGCAUAGAAAGCAACAUAGCUCAAACCAUUGAUUUUGAUUUUGAUUUUGACAUUUUCACUAAUGAAAAAGCUCAAAAAAUGUAUUACCGUAAAGCGUUGGACCAGGGCGGAGGCCAUUCUUUUGGCACGACACAAGACACGAUCAUAACAAGUUCGGGCCUUGACAACAACGUCUUCGACCGUCGCGGCCGAGAACAUGGAUCAAAGUUGAAAAGGUUUACUAUUCCUGAACUGUGCAAAUCAAAAUUUUCCUCAAAAAAUCAAGAAGAAACAGAAAAUGAUGAACAACAAGACGUUACCGAGGAGAAUGAAGCAAGCGAAGUGUUGGCUUAA
Macrosiphum euphorbiae (potato aphid) is the source of this 369-nucleotide messenger RNA. The record is from the annotation of a GenBank genome assembly. Lineage: Eukaryota; Metazoa; Arthropoda; Insecta; Hemiptera; Aphididae.